CCCGGAUCGCCGCGCUCGGGUCCCCAUCGCUGCGCUCGUCUCCGCGCGCUUCCGGCCUGGACCUGCCCACCUGCGAACCCGAGAUCCCCGGCGAGGGACCCCAGCCGCUCGGCGGCCAUGGCGGCGCGGCCCGUGCGCGUGCUUGUGGACAUGGACGGCGUGCUAGCCGACUUCGAGGCCGGCCUCCUGCGGGGUUUCCGCCGCCACUUCCCCGAGGAGCCGUACGUGCCGCUGGAACAGCGCCGCGGCUUCUUCGCACGCGAGCAGUACCGCGCCUUGCGACCCGACCUGGCGGAUAAAGUGGCCAGUGUGUAUGAAGCCCCAGGUUUUUUCCUAGGCUUGGAGCCCAUCCCGGGGGCCUUGGAAGCCAUGCGAGAGAUGAAUGACAUACAAGACACUGAGGUCUUCAUCUGCACCAGCCCCCUGCUGAAGUAUGAGCACUGUGUGGGUGAGAAGUAUCGCUGGGUAGAGCAGCACUUGGGGCCCCAGUUUGUGGAGCGAAUUAUCCUGACAAGGGACAAGACAGUGGUCUUGGGGGACCUGCUCAUUGAUGACAAAGACAACAUUCAAGGCGGAGAGGAAACCCCAACCUGGGAGCAUAUCUUGUUCACCUGCUGCCACAACCAGCACCUUGUCCUGCCCCCCUCCAGGAGGCGGCUGCUCUCCUGGAGUGACAACUGGAGAGAGAUCAUAGACAGCAAGCGGGAAGCUGCACAGCAGAACAAAGGGUCCCUACAGCGGGCAGUCACUGAUGAAGGAGGGGAAGGUGGGCCAGCAGGGAGUCUCCACCAAGCCAAGUGAGGGAUAUUGUGGAGGAGGCAGACGACAGAACCUCUGUGCUGGCACAGGCCUGGCCACCUGGCUCUUCCCUAGAUGGCUGCCUCUGGAGCAUGGCUGAGGAAGAAAUAGUCAGGACUCUUUUAAUAAAAAACUUUGGCUC
This is a messenger RNA of Otolemur garnettii (small-eared galago), 940 nucleotides long. RefSeq names its product 5', 3'-nucleotidase, cytosolic (gene NT5C). The transcript is spliced from 5 exons. Gene Ontology annotation, biological process: pyrimidine deoxyribonucleotide catabolic process. Bases 118 to 801 code for a protein of 227 amino acids. Lineage: Eukaryota; Metazoa; Chordata; Mammalia; Primates; Galagidae. The record is from RefSeq and is a predicted model, not a curated record. Gene Ontology annotation, molecular function: 5'-nucleotidase activity.